Molecule: messenger RNA, 2001 nt
Organism: Electrophorus electricus (electric eel)
Lineage: Eukaryota; Metazoa; Chordata; Actinopteri; Gymnotiformes; Gymnotidae
Gene: aurka
Product: aurora kinase A
Biological process (GO): protein phosphorylation
Molecular function (GO): ATP binding; protein kinase activity
Source: RefSeq, a predicted model, not a curated record
GGGGCACAUUUGAAACUAAACACGCCACAUGCACGAGCGUAGUCCCUGGUAACGCAUCAGUUGGGUGCUAAGCGAACUAGCGGUUUAUAAAUGUCAGCUUUUAGUAAAACAUAUAGGUUUUAAGUUUUUAGGUCUUAUACCUACGACUGAGCGACUGGUGGUCUAACACAGCUAGUAGCUAGCUUGCUAGCUAGAAGUUAUUUUUCAAUCUUUCUCGAGUCUUCGACGCUUUUCCGUUAUUGGUGAAACCAGCGCGAUAACAUUGGUAUGGACCCUGCUGCUAGAAUCAGAUCAGCAAAAGACCGGAUUGUUCCAAAGCCCGACAGUGAAAAGGGGGUAAUCGAUGGACCAAAAAGGGUUCCAGUCUCACACAGUUGCCCUAAGACUGCACCAGUGCCAAAUCACACGCAUGUUCUAAGCGUGUCACAGGGGCCACAGCGUGUCCAGAGACCACGGAGUCAACCGAAGCCCGCAGUUUGUGGCUCUGCGGUGAAAAAUGUUGCAGAUCAGAACGUCAACCCUGCUCAGACUCCGCCUCUGUCCCAGGCUCCGCCCAAGUCACAACCACCGUGCCAGCCUAAAGCUGGUGAUGUGUCUGAGCCUGUGAGAACUGUUGAACCCAGGAAACAGGAGAGACCUGACCAGAAAUCACCUAUUAGAACCAACACAUCCAGUGCUGAAAAAAAACCCUGGAGCUUGGACAACUUUGAUAUUGGCCGAGCGCUGGGGAAAGGGAAGUUUGGGAGUGUGUACCUGGCCCGGGAGCGCCAGACCAAGUUCAUCCUGGCUCUGAAGGUGCUGUUUAAAAAGCAGCUGGAGAAAGCUGGUGUGGAACACCAGCUGAGGAGAGAGGUGGAGAUCCAGUCUCAUCUCAGGCACCCCAACAUCCUGCGUUUGUAUGGCUACUUCCACGACUCUGCACGCGUUUACCUCAUCCUGGAGUUCGCUCCAAGGGGCGAGCUGUACGGGGAGCUCCAGCGCUGUGGGAAGUUUGAUGACCAGCGCAGUGCCACGUAUAUCAUGGAGUUGGCUGAUGCCCUCUACUACUGCCACUCGAAGAAGGUGAUCCACAGAGACAUUAAACCAGAGAACCUGUUACUGGGGUCCAACGGAGAGCUGAAGAUCGCUGACUUUGGGUGGUCUGUCCACACGCCUUCCUCCCGGCGAUCGACUUUGUGUGGUACCCUGGACUACCUUCCCCCAGAGAUGAUUGAGGGCAAGACCCAUGAUGAGAAGGUUGAUCUCUGGAGUCUUGGGGUACUCUGCUAUGAGUUUCUGGUUGGGCGUCCUCCCUUCGAAACGAAGAACCACGAAGAAACUUACCGCAAGAUCUCUAGGGUGGAGUUCACCUACCCUGCCCACGUGAGCGAGGGAAGCCGUGACCUGAUCGGCAGACUGCUGAAACACAACCCCAUGCACCGGCUCCCCAUCCACGGAGUCCUGAUGCACCCUUGGGUCGUGGAGAACUCCAUCAAGACGCCUACCACGUUUACACCAGCCGCCAAGGUUGGACAGUGAAGAGGAGCUCGUUUUGCUGGUUGGGAUGGUGACUGGUGGAUGAAGUUGAAACCCUGUGGAUUAUUGAUGUUUGGAAGAGAAGCAACAGGAACCCUGAGCAAGACUUCCUUCUAACCAGACACUGGGCAGGACCACGUGUGUUUUGUCAUCUUGACUCUUGUGCCACUUUCCUGUCUUAUCUAUCUCCUGUAAAUAUUUAUCUGUUCAGAAUUAUGAGAUGAUCUACCUGUUAUUACUUGAAACAAUAAAUGGAUUUUUAUAUGUCGCUGAAAUUGUUUGCGGAAACAAUGAUGCAUCUUGACUGUUGCCAGUUUUAGCAUUUUGAUAAGUACUCGGUGUUCUUUCCCUGGAUGAGUGCAAAAUGUGUCCAUUUGAGACAGGUGCUUUUACCACAACUGUUUGGGUUUUGUGUUUCUGGGCUUUAGUUCAUUGAACUCACACUUAAUAGGAUCUUGGUGAAUAAAAGAAUGCUAAUGUCCACUU